UUAUUAUUAUUAUUAUUAAUUUUCUGGUGUGAAUUAUUAUUUAAUUAUCACGUGAGAGUGAUACCAAGAUAUAAAUAUCAUUCAUAAUUAUUUUAUCGAAGAGUGCUACUUAUCUUCAUUAUUUGAGUAUAGGAUAAUAUUGUUUUGUAAAGAGCGUAACAUUCGCCAGUGGAACUGACUGGGAAUCCUUACUGGGAAUAAUUUAAAUUCCUAAUGAGAGUAUUUUAGUUAACAAUUUCUAUGGUCACAUGCGAGUAAUGAAAUAAUUUAUAAUUGUUCCAGUAUUAUACUUUGAUCGAAAGGCCUACAAUCGGUUAAAAAAAAUCGACAGUCGAAACGAAAACAUCGAUUGUUCGAUUAAUCGAUUUCGAUUGGGCAUCACUACUAGUGGCUUCUAUGUAAGAUAGUAAUGAGAAAAAUUAGAUCUAUUCAAAUUCAUUAUACAGAUAUUAUUAUAAACAGUAAGUACUGGUGAAAAUAAUAUUUGGAUACAUUAUAAAAUGAAUUUCAAUGAAAAUUCCACAAAAAAAGAUUCAAAAGUGAAACGGAAAAUUUAUAAAGAAUACAGUUACUUCAGUAGCAGUUCAACGAUACCAUUAAGGACCAAGCAACAUUGGGCAGCAAAAAGAAAAAACUGUUGUGAAAGUGAUGAUCUUUGUGAUACUCCCGUAUCUACUGCAUCACCAAAUUGGAGCUUAAAAGAGUUCUCCGAUAAUGGUGUGAUUCAUGAAAUUAAAAUAAGUAAUGUAUGUAUUGACAGUGCUCCAAAUUGUAUCACUGUACUCAAUGACAACGAAGAGACUACUAAUGUUAAUGAAACAGCAUUUCAAUUAAAUGCUAAUUUACUUGAAGAACACAGUUUGCCUGUAAGUCAAUAUUUACCACUUCAUUUUUCGACGGGACCAAGCUGCAGUACAAAUAUCGUUGAUAACAGGUCAUAUUCUAUUGAUGAUUUGAUUGUCACAUUGACUUGUUUGUCUAUAAAAUUACGUCAUAAAUUGACAUAUACUGAAGAUCUUGCCCGCGGAAUGUCAAUUUUAAAUGAUUCAGUGGUCGUUAAAGCAUCCAAGUAUCAUUGGAAAAAUAUUGUAAAUACUUUCUCUGAUCCAGUUACAAUCCACCAUCUUUGUCUGGACUGUAGUUUAUAAUUGGGAGAGCAAAAAAACAAAAAAGACUUUAACAUAAAUGAAGAUAACUGAAAAUAAAUAUGAUACAAUUCAUUGUGAUAACUGUGAUAAAGA
Microplitis demolitor is the source of this 1241-nucleotide messenger RNA. RefSeq lists its product as hypothetical. The coding region runs from base 501 to 1148 and encodes 215 amino acids. The record is from RefSeq and is a predicted model, not a curated record. NCBI's taxonomy places the organism in Eukaryota, Metazoa, Arthropoda, Insecta, Hymenoptera, Braconidae. The transcript is spliced from 4 exons.